AUGGCCUCAAAGAUAGAAGCUGCUUUAAGGACUCCCUCUUAUGCUCCCACCAUAUUUGACAAGAUCAUUAAUAAGGAAAUACCUUCUACUGUGGUUUACGAGGAUGAUAAGGUUCUGGCCUUUAGGGACAUAGCUCCACAAGCUCCUACCCACAUUCUAAUCAUUCCUAAAGUUAGGGAUGGCUUAACUGGUCUAUCAAAGGCUGAGGAGAGGCACUGUGAGAUUCUUGGUCGCCUUCUGUACACAGCUAAGCUGGUUGCAAAGCAAGAGGGUCUUGAUGAUGGCUUUAGAGUCGUAAUUAAUGAUGGACCAGAUGGGGGUCAAACAGUUUUCCACAUUCAUCUGCACCUCAUUGGGGGAAGACAGAUGGAUUGGCCCCCAUUCUAG
Molecule: messenger RNA, 387 nt
Organism: Sphenostylis stenocarpa
Lineage: Eukaryota; Viridiplantae; Streptophyta; Magnoliopsida; Fabales; Fabaceae
Source: the annotation of a GenBank genome assembly